UACACGUUUAUGAUAGCGCCGGGGUAACAACACUGAUUGAAACUUUCAUAUACGGACUUAGCGAAUAUUUCCUUACUUUGUUCACCGUCAUUUGAGUCAAGCUGUAUACUCUGUUGCUUGUUCAGUUGCAGUUUCAAAAAGAAGUCAUUAGACGAUCCUCUUCAUAUUUUAUAGCAAUCUCAUCAAAUUGAUGUUAUAUAUCGUUGAUUAAUUGGAUGCGGAUAGGUGAAGAAAUUUGACGCGAACUCAAUACUGACACCUUUUUUUUUUAUCAAAGAUCUGUUCCAUAGCAGAUCUUUCACAUUUCUGAAUGACUUAUUUUUCAUCAUCCUAAAUCUUCGGAAUCCUCAGGACGACAGAGGAACCUAUUAACAGCAUUGACGAGGCACUUUUUUUGUAAGAGGUCCGGAUACUUUGAAUAAAUCAGGCUUUCAUAAGAAGAUUCUUUGGAACAAGCUUCACGGUUUAUCACCAAAAAUGAAUACUUCGUGCGUAUCACUCGUCUUGGUCAUUCUUUCGGCGAUUUCGUCGGUGAACUACGGUUUCCCCCACAGUACGCUGCCAUCAAGUACUGUAGCUGACGUCAUAGAAGUGUCGACCAAUCAAGAUGCAUCUGUGGGUCUUGUGCGUACUUCAGCCACUCCUAGCGAAGAAAGACACACAAUGAACACCACGCCCCUUCCUAAUCCCUCCACAUCAGACCACGGUGAUGAUGACGAUGACGAUGCUACAUCAGUCUCAGGGCUUCUCGAUAGCGACGUUAACGACCACGCCCCUACACACGAUGUGAACGGUGCCGAUGAAGUUGGAAGAGCUGUUGCGGAUCUUUCUCAGGGCGCCGUUAAUCAAGGUGAUACCCACAACAACGAUAAUACAUCUACUGCUCAGAAUGGCUUUCCAUGGUGGUCACUUAUGCUCAUUCUCUUGGCUACGGUUGUCAUCAUCAUCGCCAUCGCCUUCCCGUUCGUUCUCUACAACCGCCGGCUCAACAAACGACAAGCCGUCAUCAAGAACAAUAAACGAGCGUCGGAACUCAUCGUGGAUUCAUGGGUAGCGGCCUCGCAAUCUUCCAUCCCUCCCGUGUCACCAUCGACAUCGUCUGACAGCGGUCACGAGGACGAUGUCGAAACGACUUGCAAACAGGGCAAAACGACACCGCAGUCGGAUUGGGGCACGUUCACUAUGGAAGAUGGUAACAGCCAUGACAUCAUCCUCGGGGCAGAGGGAGGGUGCUGAAAUGUACAUGUAAUUUGACAGAAAAUUUAUCUCAAUUAUAAAGCAUUGUUGUAAUUUCACAAACCACUUUAAAACGUUUCCGGAAGUAGGCUUAUACAAUGUUUAAUAUGAUAUCAAGUAGAAGAUGGUGGCUUGACGGCUGUGUGGGCUGACUUCCCGUAAAUGGAAUUCUGUUUUUUGUUGUAGACAGCUAGGUACGGUAGAUCCUACAUCCUGGCUGUCCCCUAGGAAAUUGAGAUCACAGGGGCUAUAUGAUCCUUAUUAAAGUCACAAUGAUUCGCCAUUUGUAAUAUUUUCUAUGUAUAAAAUUAUUAUUCUCCACUUUAUCAUCGAAUGACUAGGGCUGGUAGUUUACUCCUUUUGUAAAUAUAUCGCUCAGUUCCAAUACUCAAAAUAGUGCAAUAUCAAAGUUUACAAUAGGAGUAUAUGAUUGACAAUACUGUAAAACAUUACAAUCAAUCAUAAUAUAUAAGCCACAAAAAGCAUGACGAUGCUUGAACAAAUAUGUAUUGAUUACGCCUAUUAAAUAAUGUCUUCAUAUAUUAACUAAAUUAGUUAUAAAACAAAAAGGGUUUAGUAUUUCGAGGGAGAGAUUAUAUUUUGUGUACGAAUUGUAUGAUAUAAUUGAUCAUAAUAGAGGUACUAUAAUGACUCAUUUUAAAAGUACAGAAAAUGUCUGAAAGCGGUUUAAAAACUAUGAGAUGGUAAUGGAUAAUUUUAUUCUCAUCGCUACUAUUUUGAUAAUCGCGCCAACCUGGUAACUUUAUAAGGAUGUAGGUUAUAGAAUGUUUUACACUCUUUCCUGAGCGUAGGAUGCGGGAUUUCCUAUGAAUGUUUUUAAUAGAGAUCAGAUGUAAUCAGUUGUUUAAUGUGUAUGAAUUAGUCUGUCAAACAGACACCAACUCAAUGUAUUCUAUUCUAUUUCAUUUUAUCAAUUUAUUCCACGCUAAACUUCAUCAUGUCGAGAUAUCAUUACACAAGAUUAACCAAUCGUGUUGGUCAAAGCCCUAUUUUAAGAGUUAUUGCAUACAUGUGCAUAUUAAACUAAAGGUUUUAUAUAGUGUGAUGCAUUAAAGCACUUAACAUUUUCACAAGAUCAUGAUGAUCAUUAAAUUGUUGUGAAUUGUUUAUUUAUUUGGUUCAGAAUGUAAGUAAAUAAUCCUGACAUUUUACGGUGGACAAUCUUAGCUUAUUUUCAACAAGAAUGAUAAGAAUUCUCAUCGUUAAAUGCCGGGUACGAAUGGUUAACAUAUAAUGGGCAAAACGCUGUUGAGAGUUAUCGAAAACAUAAUACCGCUUAUGAUGCUAAUGUUGAGUUGGUAAAAGUCUGCUACUAGUAAUUGGAAGCUAACAAUGUUCAAAGGAUUAAGCUAUGUUCUGUGGAAUUUGAUAUCGAACUUACGGUUGUUUAUUAGAAACCUACAUGUAUAAUUUAAACAAGUGUAAUGGCAAAAUAAUUAAUGUCCUAUAUUACGUGGAAAUUUAAUAUGAUUAUGAGUAUGUUAUGAAAUGUAUAUUGUAUUCGCAAAAUAAUGUAUUAUAUUGUUGAUGAUCAUGUAAAUAUAGUGCUGUUUUACAGUAUAGAUCAAAUCGAAAGUGUGAAAAUACUUUUAUAAAAUCACUGUUACAUGUUGUAUCAGUAAUUAUGCUUGUCAAACUCUGCAAUUUGAGUAAAAUUUUACAAAAUACGAGGUCGAUCCAAUUUUUCAGGGAUUCACCAAUACACAAGUUUUGCAGUCGUAAUCAGACACCAACAAUGUUUGUACCUUCAAAUCAUAAUUAUGUAUACAUCGUUAUCCGAGUCUAUAAUUUAUGUUGAUAUUGAAGUUGCUCAUAUUUUCGUGAUUGUAUGAUAGUGAAAUCUGAUUUUAAAAUAUAUGACCAUUCUCUUGAAUAAUAUAUAUAAUUUGCCUCAAAUACCCAUAGUGAUCCAUAAAAAGGCAAUUAUAGCCAAAUACGUAGGGUUUCUUUUGCAAUUGAUGAUUGUUUGUAAACAACAUUAAGAAGUGGUUGAUAUAUCUUUUAUCAUGACUGCAACUAGUGAAGUAAGCAACUAUCACCCUCUAUCGCUUAUAAUUGAGCCUAAUAUUUGCCCCUAUACACUGGCGGCUCAGAGUUGUCAUGAUAAGUAUAUUAUCGAAUAACAAUUUUCCUAUUAUACACCCUUUAAUUUCAAAAUUAUAAAAUCUAGAAAAUCGUGUACGAAUAUAUACAUACUGCAUAGGCUAUAUCUUGCCUGAUAAAUCCUUGGAGUCGAAAUUCCUAUUUGAUACUUGAAUGGUGUAUCGGAUCGUUAAGUGACAUCCCGCUGAUCCUAGACAGUAUUGGUCCUGCUCAUGCAUCUUACUAUAUGUUAGGGUUAGGGUAAGGGUUAGGUUAAAGGGUAAGGAUAUAGUUAUCCUGAUCCCUAUCCCUAACAGCGAAUGAUAAAUCGGUCAAAUAUUUUUUUAAUUUUCUUUAAAUGAAACUAAUAAUAUGCAAGUCUGUGCAAUUUGACAAUAAAAAGGAGCAACAAAUUACUGAUGAAACAUUUCGUUUCAAUGAAGUGAUUUCAAAUGAACGUAGUCUGUCAAUGGUGUAGAAAAAAUGAGAUAAAAAACGUUGAAAAGCGCCACUAUAAUCAUAAUAUUAUGAUAUAUGACAAAGAUAUAAUGAAAUACCUUACAAUGCAAUCUAUUUAUCUUAAUAUUUAUAGAAUUCUAUUUAUUUGUCCUUUGCCUACCCUCUUAUCACUAUCAUUUGGAAGGAAUGAAGAAUACAUGUUGUAUGCUGUCAGAAAAAAAU
Messenger RNA from Strongylocentrotus purpuratus (purple sea urchin), 4020 nucleotides. RefSeq lists its product as uncharacterized. Bases 478 to 1236 code for a protein of 252 amino acids. The record is from RefSeq and is a predicted model, not a curated record. NCBI's taxonomy places the organism in Eukaryota, Metazoa, Echinodermata, Echinoidea, Camarodonta, Strongylocentrotidae. The transcript has 4 exons.